AUGCAAUGUUUGAACUCGCGGACACGCGCAGAGGUGGACGCGGCUCAUGCCAAGCAGCACUGGUUGAACAUUGGCACCCCGAGUAUCCGCAACCUGUUUUUUGUUUCGAGAUCGAAACUAUGUCUCUGGCUCGUGCUCGGCCUAAGUUCCUUUCCUCUGCAUAUGAUCUGGAACUCGACUGUCUUCGAAACUCAAUCUACAAACGACUAUCUUGCGGUCGCUGUUACUCUAGACUUCGGAAAUGGCACGGAAUGGACCGUCGCAGAAUCCGAAGAUUUAUUUUGGAAGUUAGACAAUGAUACUGCUGCUAGGUACCGUGCCAUAAUCCUAGGUCUUCAAAAGAAGAUGCAAGGCAUUGAACUCGAACAUCUGAGUGCCGAUGAGUGUCAGCGGGCCUACUGCAGCAGCGUUCUCCCUAGCCGAAGCAAUGUCCUCCUUAUUGAUUGGGAAUCUUCAGCCAUCCCUCCAGUCCUCGCAAUAUGGAGAAAUCAAUAUGUUUUGGACAAUGGAGAUACAUACGACUGGACAGGAUGCAGCCAGUUUUCUUAUCUUGGUUUCCAGCUGAACGAUCCAGACUUCGGGGGAAUUCUCACAAGCCCCGUUCACGAAUGCUUUUCGCAAGAAACAGCAGAGGAAUGCAAAGCUAGUUUGGCUCCGGUUUUUUUGAUCAUUGUAAUCCUUUGCAAUGUCAUCAAGGCAUGUUGCUUUAUCCUCGCUCUUCGCAUCACACAGAGAGACCCACCUCUAUGCACACUCGGGGAUGCAAUACAAUCAUUCUUGAAAGAACCAGAUGUCUAUACCCAGAGACGUUGUCUGGUAUCCAAAGAAGAUUAUGAUGAACAUUGGUUAGGGAAAUCGCGUAAAUGGGGCUCUCGUCCGACCAACAUAGGAGAUAUUUGGAGCGGCGGCCGUGAUCGAUGGUUUCGAUCCGUGAACAGGCUGCAAUAUGUCCUUUUGUCCCUCUCAGUGAUCGCCAUUGCAGUUACUGGCCUAAUAUUUAUCGCCCUUAACGGAAGCAUGCUAGAUGUUCCCGGGUUUUCCACACCACUUGACUUUCUGGGUAAGCAUAAUACUGUUUUUGGCCUUGGUAGAGCGAGUAUAUUUGCCGUGUGCCUCCUUGCCAACAUUCCACAAGUCUUGAUAUCCUACGUCUAUCUUGGACUCAACAACAUCAUAACUACGAUGCUUGUGAUGCAUGAAUGGUGUGGCUAUUCAGCAGGUUCUCGAAAGGCCGCAAAAGGGCUUAGAGUGACUUGGCCGAUGCCUAAGUCUGAGCAACGGUCUACAUAUUUCCUGUCCCUUCCGUACAGAUGGAGCGUUCCGAUCACUCUUAUUAUUACUCUAAUCCAUUGGCUUGUGUCAGCGAUGUUCUCCUUCGUCCAGCUUGAUGUUCACGGCAUUGAUUCGGGAACUACUGUCACAGCCAUCAAUUAUGUUCUUUUCUGGCGCGACAUCUUGAUCCUUGUGGUCCCGAUUGGUCUUGGGGCAUACGGUGUUCUCAUUCUGCUUGGCUAUUUCAAGAAGUUCCCUGAAGGAAUGCCUUUGGCAGGAUGCUGCAGUGCAAGUAUUGCAGCUGCCUGCCAGCCUUCACUCUUGCAUGGAAAUGAAUUGGGCUCAAUGACGGUAUUUCCUUCAGAUUUGAGCAGCCGGAAGUUAUAG
Messenger RNA from Penicillium odoratum, 1659 nucleotides. RefSeq lists its product as uncharacterized. The record is from RefSeq and is a predicted model, not a curated record. The coding region runs from base 1 to 1659 and encodes 552 amino acids. The transcript has a single exon. NCBI's taxonomy places the organism in Eukaryota, Fungi, Ascomycota, Eurotiomycetes, Eurotiales, Aspergillaceae.